AUUCGAAAGCCCCAGACAGUCCAAAGAGCAAGAAAGAAAACACAAUGGUUCCAACCACAUCCCCUGAGAAUGUCUCGUUCCCGUCGUGCAGUCUGAAACUCGCUGCGCAUUUCUAUCACCCUGCGCAAGGCUCUCCAGACAGAUCUGGAGCCGCUAUUGUCAUUAGUCACCCAUGGACUUCCAUUAAAGAGCAAUCUCCAGCAAACUACGCCCGCUUGCUCAGUCAAGUUGGCUUCUUCUGUCUCGCCUUCGACGCUGCAUAUCAAGGAGAAUCGGAGGGCGAGCCCAGAAACCUAGAAGACCCCUAUCAGCGGGUCGAAGAUAUAAAAUCCGCGGUCACAUUCCUCAUCGGGCGCAAAGAAGUCAACCCUGAGAAGAUCGGAGUGCUAGGUAUCUGCGCAUCUGGUGGCUAUGCACCGUUUGCCACGCAGACAGAUCUCCGCAUUAAAGCAUGUGCCACCGUCGCUGCCGUGUGCGUCGGCACCAUGGCCCGUCGAGGUUUCGAAAAGGACACCUCAAAUAUGUCCAUCUUGCAAGGUCAGCUUGAAAACGCGGCAAAGGACCGCAACAGCGAUGUCGGCGGUGAAAAAGUUCCUAUAGUUCACCUUCUGCCAGAGAAAAUCGAAGACGUACCGGCCGAUCUGCCUGAGCCGUUCAAGGACUUGGCCAACUACUAUCGCACACCAAGGGCGUAUCAUCCGCGAGCCACUAACACUUGUCUCCCGAGGAGUUGGGAUAUCAUGGCGAACUUUGAUGCCUUUCAUUUCAACGAAAUGAUUGCACCCAGGCCCCUCUUGAUGAUCACCGGCACGAAAGCAGCGACGAAGUGGUAUAGCGAGGAUGGCGUGGCCAAAGCGCGGGAGCCGAAAGAAUUAUACGUUGUAGAUGGCCUGACACAUGCCGAUUUGUAUGAUCACGUUGACGAGGCUGGGUCGAAGCUCGCCGAGUUCUUCAGAUCAGCGUUAGCUUGA
Cladophialophora immunda is the source of this 971-nucleotide messenger RNA. RefSeq lists its product as uncharacterized. The transcript has a single exon. The record is from RefSeq and is a predicted model, not a curated record. Bases 45 to 971 code for a protein of 308 amino acids. Lineage: Eukaryota; Fungi; Ascomycota; Eurotiomycetes; Chaetothyriales; Herpotrichiellaceae.